AUGACAAAACCAGUAACAAACUCGGCGGCAAUCUGCGCCGCGAUUUUGUUCAUCGAGGGCAAUCUCGGAGCGUACCUGACCAAGGCGGGUCAGAUCGCUGCGCUAAACGAUUUUACUGCGACGCAACGCGUGGAAAUGAGUGCAGGUGGCUAUGACCCAUACACGCCGACCGGGGCGGAGCUGCGGAGCUUGCUGAAAUCGACCGUCAUGCACAGAAGAACUCAAGGCGGCACGAGCACAAACGAUGAAGGAGCAGUCACACAGCUAUUCACGAUUGGUCGCUCUCUGUAUAGGUAUGACUAUCUCAGACGUCUCAACCUUCCUUCACCGACAUUUCCUCCGCCGACAGUUCCUCCGCCAACAGUUCCUCCACUGACACCACCAACAACACCCUCUGUCAAUCCGAUCAUGCAAAACACAAACCCUACAAUCAAUCAUACGAGGAUCGGCAGCUCGUCAUCCAUGCAAACACCCUCGCAAGACUUACAGAUUGGAGCUGAGAAGAGACCACGUUCCCGUGAUGAUUCUGACAACGCUCUGCAAACCAACGUGUAUGGAGAAGAUGGGCCAGCACCCAAGAGAUCUAAAGCAUCUCCACCACCCACAGACGAUGUCACAGCAGCGGCGCAGGAGGUACGGCCAGACAACGCCGGUAGUAACGACCACCGCAGCAAGAAAGGUAAAGCUGCUGACAUCAGGACUUCUCGGUCUAGUAAUGACUUUGCACGCCUCCAUCAGGCCAUCGAAAGCACUGCAGGCUUCAUCUUUCCGGGUGAUUUUGCAGACCAGCUUGCACAGCCAGAUCUCCAUCCAUGCUCUGGACUGAAAGACUUGUACGAUCUGAUUCUCGCAACUGAAGAAGGUGGAUGGAAGUCUGUGGCGCUUGAUCUCCAGAACAAGCGAGUCUUGACAGGGCAUGUACUCUUUCAAAGCUUGCUUUGGGCCUAUGUGGAGAUCUUCAUACUGGGAGACCAGUCCGACUUCUCUGAUCUACACCAAUUGCUGGAUGCAAGCAAGGUCCCUGGUAGAUGUGUUGAUCAAGUCCUUAGGUCUCAGCACGGUCUCAACAUGGCCAACUUCCGGCAUGAUAUCUUCGCAGCUCAAUCAGACGAUGAGCUAUUCCAGCGCGAGACUGUGGCUCCGAAAGCGGCCAUCUUGGCGAACGAUCUGAUGCUCAUUCUCGCUGGCCACAUUGACCAGAUCGACAAGAGUAGGCUUCCUCAUGACUGGUGCAAAGACCUGUCAGCCAGGCUCAAGGCCAUCUGCCACGAUGCGCUCUUGCUCCUUGAGAGACUGAGGGCGCAGCUCAGGGAGUGGAAUCUCUCCAGGUUCGAGAGUGGAGAAGAUCCGUCAGGAGAAGAAUUGAUGACGCAUCCCAGGUUUUCUUCUGGCCGGUUAGUCGCAUUCACGAUAAUGCCAGGUUUGGAAUUUAAUGACGCGAGGACCGGCACUAGAAAAUAUCGACCUGCGCCCCUGGUCGCUAUGGACGGGGAGGAUGCCUAG
Molecule: messenger RNA, 1503 nt
Organism: Ramularia collo-cygni
Lineage: Eukaryota; Fungi; Ascomycota; Dothideomycetes; Mycosphaerellales; Mycosphaerellaceae
Exons: 1
Coding region: 1-1503 (500 amino acids)
Source: RefSeq, a predicted model, not a curated record